Erigeron canadensis is the source of this 1965-nucleotide messenger RNA. RefSeq lists its product as uncharacterized. The record is from RefSeq and is a predicted model, not a curated record. NCBI's taxonomy places the organism in Eukaryota, Viridiplantae, Streptophyta, Magnoliopsida, Asterales, Asteraceae. The transcript is spliced from 2 exons. Bases 176 to 1786 code for a protein of 536 amino acids.
CUAUGAACAUAAUUCCGGAAAGCAAAUAGUCGGUGUAACUGUAACAAACCUAGUUUGAUAACAACACAAAUACUAGAUGUAUGUCUCCGGUAUCAAUUAUUAUUAAUAAUUACCAUAUCUAUCUCAAAAGAAAAGCAAAGGAAUAACCAAAAAGCGAAAUUAUCGAAAGAAAGUUAUGUUUGAUCGUCGGGAACCAUCAACCUAUUCUCUUCCUGCAUCUCUUCCUCAAUGGCCUCAAGGGGAAGGUAGUUUUAAUGCUGGAAUCAUUAACCUUGGAGAGUUAGAGGUAAAAAUGGUGAAACAAUUAGCAGUUUUUAACUAUUAUUACUACUACUUCAAAAAAUACAAAACAAAGUCUAUCAUGUUUUACGGACCUCAGUCGAUACCCGAUGGUUUCUUCCUUUUGGGUCACUCAGCUCAGCCAUCUAGUCAUCGACAUCUUGGAAGAUCCUGUGUUCUUGUUGCUCGAAAUAGUAACAACAACCUAGAUCAUCAACCUCCUCCUCUUAUGCAUCCCGUGGGGUUCGAUCUAAUCUUUAAAGACACACUUUUUGUUAUAUGGCGACCACGCCCUCCUCCGGGUUAUAGAGCGCUUGGAUUUAUUGUCACCACUUUGAUUAGGAGGGUUCUAAUGAAGCCAAAACUCAGUGUUGUUAUGUGUGUUCGUGAAGAUCUUACUCAGUCUUGUCAACUUGGUGAUGACCUUUGUGAAAGCUAUUCCAAGAUAAAAGUUUUCAACACCAAACCUUUUAGGACUGGAAUGUUUUCUAAAGGUGUUCCUGUUGGGACGUUUGUUUCUGCUCUUUCGGAUUCAGAUUUUCCCCAUGUGGGGUAUUGCUUGAGGAAUUUGAACCCUAAUCUUGAAGCAAUGCCAAACCUGGAGCAAGUAGAGGCGUUAAUGCAGCAUUAUGGUCCCAUACUUUACUUCCACCCUGAUGAGGUAUACUUCCCAUCUUCGGUUCCAUGGUUUUUCAAGAAAGGAGCCAAACUCUUCAAAAAGGGCAAGUCGUCUAACGGGAUACCCAUUCAUCCUCAUGGCACAAACUUGCCACAAGGUGGAACAAACGAUGGCAGUUACUGGUUGGAUUUACCCCCGGAGGAUGUGGAUGACAUCAAACAUGGUAACCUUGAGAGUGCACAACUUUACAUUCAUGUGAAACCGGCUUUUGCUGGUACUUUCACUGACAUUGAUAUGUGGUUUUUCUGCCCCUAUAAGGGGCCUGUAGCCGUUACUCUCACCAAUAAGUUAAAAACAAAAAUUAAGGUUGGCAAACACAUCGGUAAUUGGGAGCAUUUCACGCUGCGGAUAAGCAACUUCAACGGUGAACUUUACAGCGUGUACUUUUCAGGGCAUAGUGGCGGCAAAUGGGUUGAUGCUAGUCAUCUAAAGUUCUUCAAGGGGAACAAGCCAAUUGUUUAUUCUGCUAAAGGCAGCCACGCUACUUUCCCUAAUGCUGGAACUUGCAUUAAAGGGCUGCCCAAGCUUGGAAUUGGCCUGAAGAUGCAAGCUGAUGUAAGCAAUCAGUUCAUUGACGCAAGCAACACGUAUCAUAUUGUUGCAGCAGAGUAUCUUGGUGGUGUUGUGGAAGAACCGGACUGGUUGCAAUAUAUGCGGGUUUGGGGACCAACAGUAUCAUUUGAUUGGCGGCCCGAGCUCAAAAAGAGCAUAACCUACCUGCCGUUUCUCACCGGGCUGAUGGUGAAGAAGCUGGUUCAUCUCUUCCCAUACAAGGAAAGGCGUACAGGACCCAAGGAAAGGCUUAGUUGGUUUGGAGAUGAACAAUAAUGAUAAUUAAUGUUUACAAGCUAGCUUUUUCUGUUUGUUGUUUCUUUAGCAGCCUACCAGAUUAGUAAAGCUUAAUUUCUACCUGUGUAAAUGUGUAUAUGUUAGUCAUCUUUUGCUAUAUGUAGUUUACGCUGGGAAGCACCUGCUUUUGUUUCUAUAUAAUCUGUUGAUUUUUAUGA